Messenger RNA from Phaeoacremonium minimum UCRPA7, 681 nucleotides. Its product is annotated as putative elastinolytic metalloproteinase mep protein. Gene Ontology annotation, molecular function: zinc ion binding; metalloendopeptidase activity. The coding region runs from base 1 to 681 and encodes 226 amino acids. The record is from RefSeq and is a predicted model, not a curated record. NCBI's taxonomy places the organism in Eukaryota, Fungi, Ascomycota, Sordariomycetes, Togniniales, Togniniaceae. The transcript has 2 exons.
AUGUACCAUGAUCUGCUGUACGAACUAGGUUUUAACGAGGCUGCGGGUAACUUUGAAGUCAACAACAACGGAAAGGGCGGCAAAGCUAACGAUUUUGUCAUUCUGAAUGCCCAAGAUGGUGCGGGCACUAACAACGCGGAUUUCUCGACCCCACCCGACGGGCAGAUGGGGCGAAUGCGAAUGUACAUUUGGACAUACAGCACCCCCAACAGAGAUUGUGCUUUCGAGGCUGGCGUUAUUAUACAUGAAUAUACCCACGGAGUGUCCAACCGGUUGACUGGAGGACCGGCCAACAGUAACUGUUUGAAUUCCCUUGAAUCUGGAGGCAUGGGUGAGGGAUGGGGCGAUUUUAUGGCAACUCUUAUAAGACUCAAAUCUGCGGAUACAAGGUCUAAAGAUUAUCCUAUGGGCGCUUGGGUUUAUAACAAUGCAAAGGGGAUACGCGCCUAUCCCUAUUCCACAUCGUUGACAACCAACCCAUAUGCCUACACCAGCGUUAACGGCAUGACAGAAGUGCAUAGUAUUGGAACUGUCUGGGCCACUAUGCUUUAUGAAGUCAUGUGGAACUUGAUCGACAAGUACGGCAAGACUACUGCAAGUAAGCCUACAUUCUCAAACGGUGUGCCGACAGACGGGAGAUAUCUAGCCAUGAAGCUAGUUAUUGAUGGCAUGGCCCUGUGA